AUGAAUGAUAGUGUUAAGAGUGCCACUUUUAAGUUAAUUCAGUCACUAGCUGACGAUAAUGAAAAUAAGUAUGGACAAGUGAUAAUUCUCAUAGACGAAUAUGAUUCACCACUGUUAAAUGUCAUUAGUAUCACGAAAGAAAGCAUAAAAAUUGCAAAUGACAGCCACGGCGUACUAAAGAGUUUUUUUGAAGUAAUUAAGGCACUGCAAAGUAAAGUUAAAUUUCUUCUCGUAACGGGUAUAACAAUGUUUGCACAUUUAGGUUUAUUUCCAGGAUUAAAUAAUCUUAAGGACGUGACAUUGAGUAAUGAAUUAUCUGAGACAAACUAUUAA
Messenger RNA from Funneliformis mosseae, 333 nucleotides. NCBI's taxonomy places the organism in Eukaryota, Fungi, Glomeromycota, Glomeromycetes, Glomerales, Glomeraceae. The record is from the annotation of a GenBank genome assembly.